Asparagus officinalis (garden asparagus) is the source of this 990-nucleotide messenger RNA. RefSeq lists its product as uncharacterized. Lineage: Eukaryota; Viridiplantae; Streptophyta; Magnoliopsida; Asparagales; Asparagaceae. Bases 1 to 990 code for a protein of 329 amino acids. The record is from RefSeq and is a predicted model, not a curated record. The transcript is spliced from 3 exons. Gene Ontology annotation, molecular function: protein dimerization activity.
AUGGUGACAAAAAGCCUGCUAUGGGAUACAUUUAUGAGGCAAUGGAUAGAGCUAAGGAGGCUAUUGCUAAAGCCUUUGGUGAUGAUUCAACAAAAUAUUCUGAGGUAUUUGAAGGAGACUAUUGCUAAAGCCUUUGGUGAUGAUUCAACAAAAUAUUCUGAAGUAUUUGAUAUCAUUGAUAAGAGGUGGCAGGAUCAGCUUCAUCGUCCUUUGCAUGCUGCAGGAUAUUACCUUAAUCCUGCAUUUUUCUAUGACCAUCCAAAUAUCGAAGGGGAUGACGAAGUUAUGAGAGGUCUUUAUCAAGUCAUUGAGAAGAUGGUGCCCACACAAGACCAAGACAAGGUUGAUAGGCAGUUGGAUAUAUACAGGCAUGCUGGGGGUCUUUUUGGUAUGGAGAUAGCUAAGAGAAACAGAAAGAAGAAGUCUCCAGCACCAGAGUUGCAGAAGCUUGCUGUUAGAGUCCUCAGCCUUACUUGUAGCUCCUCUGGCUGUGAAAGAAAUUGGAGUACUUUUGAGCAAAUACAGACCAAGAAGAGAAAUAAGUUGGAUCAUAAGAGGCUGCAAGAUCUAGUUUACUGCAAGUACAACCAAGCUUUGAAGGAGAGAUAUGACCGCAGAGAUUCUAUUGAUCCGAUUAAAUUGGCUGAUAUAGAUGAAAGCAAUGAAUGGUUGUUAGGGCAGUUCGGUGCAGGUGAAAAUGCAGAGAAUGACUUGGUGGAGGGCGAGGAUAACCUUACAUAUGGUGUCAUAGGAGAUGCGAUAGGAGUUGAAGAAGAUGAUUCUAUGUAUCUAAGAUCGACUAAUAGGUUUCGAGGAUCUUCGAGUGGUAUUGGUUCUUCGUCAAGGAGGAGGGAGCUAGUUUCUGAGUCAGAAGAUGAAGAGGAGUUUAAUGACGAGGAGGAGGAGACUGAAGAUGAGGAUAUACCCUUAGAAGGGGAUGAUGAUGAUGUUAAUGAUGAUGAUGUUAAUGAGGAUGAUUUGAAUCAUUAG